AUGGUUGCGUCUCUACUGAGCCGCAAGGCCUUGUCGCUCGCAGUCGUCUCUCUUCUCGCCUCUUCUGCUGCUGCCGAUGUCUUCGAGAGCUUGUCAUCAGUUCCUCAGGGAUGGAAAUAUUCACGCAAACCCCGUGCCACCCAGGCAAUGAGGCUGCAAAUUGCUUUAGCCCAAGGCGAUACCGCCGGAUUUGAGGAGAGCGUCCUGGAGAUGUCCACCCCAGACCAUCCCAGCUAUGGCAAACACUACCAGACACACGAAGAGAUGAAGCGCAUGCUUCAGCCCAGCGCUGAAGCCGCGGACUCGAUCCGGGAUUGGCUCGAAAGUGCCGGCAUCACACAGAUUGAGCAAGAUGCCGAUUGGAUGACCUUCUAUACCACCGUGGAGACCGCAAACCAGCUGCUGGCAGCUGAUUUCCAGUUCUACGUCAACAGUGUUCAGCACGUGGAGCGUCUUCGCACACUGGAGUAUUCUGUCCCGGAUGCUCUCAUGUCCCAUAUCAACAUGAUUCAGCCCACCACUCGAUUCGGACAACUGCGCGCCCACCGCGCUACUCUGCACAGCGAGUCUAAGGAGACCGAUAUGGCGUUCCGCGCCAAUGCGUUGUCUGCCACCCCUGACUGCAAUAGCGUCAUCACACCAAAGUGCUUGAAGGAUCUGUACAAGAUCGGCGACUACAAGGCCGAUCCCAAGAAUGGUAACAAAGCCGGCUUUGUCAGUUACCUAGAGCAGUAUGCCAGCUACUCCGACCUUGCUUUGUUCGAAAAGAACGUCUUCCCUGAAGCUAAGGGACAGAACUUCUCCGUCGUGCAGUACAAUGGCGGAGGUAACGACCAGCACCCCAAGGGUGACAUCAGCGAGGCCAACCUUGACCUUCAGUACAUUGUCGGAACAAGCUCCCCUGUCCCAGUGACCGAGUUCAGCGUCGGUGGUCGGGGUAUCCUUGUCCCUGAUUUGGACCAGCCCGACCCCAACGACAACAACAAUGAGCCGUACUUGGAUUUCCUCCAAAACGUGCUUAAGAUGGAUAAGAAGGACCUUCCCCAAGUGAUCUCCACUUCCUACGGAGAAGAUGAGCAGAGCGUGCCCAAGUCCUACGCCCGCACUGUGUGCAACCUCUACUCGCAGCUAGGUAGCCGAGGUGUCUCCGUUAUUUUCUCCUCUGGUGACUCCGGUGUUGGUGCUGCCUGCCAGACCAACGAUGGCAAGAACACCACUCACUUCCCACCUCAGUUCCCCGCUGCCUGCCCGUGGGUGACCGCUGUCGGCGCCACAUCCAAGACCUCCCCCGAGACCGCUGUGGACUUCUCCUCGGGUGGAUUCUCCGACCUCUGGGAACGCCCCAAGUGGCAGGAGGACGCUGUGAGCGGCUUCCUACACAACCUGGGUGACAAGUGGUCCGGUCUGUUCAAUGCCAAGGGACGUGCAUUCCCCGACGUCGCUGCCCAGGGUGAGAACUUCGCCGUGUACGUCAAGGGCUCCCUCAGCAGCGUCAGCGGAACAUCUGCUUCCGCGCCUGUCUUUGCGGGUGUCAUCGCCCUUCUCAACGACGCUCGCCUGAAGAACAAGCAAUCUCCCAUGGGUUUCCUUAACCCGUGGCUGUACUCCAACGGUCGCGAUGGUCUGAAUGACAUCGUCGAUGGUGGAAGUACUGGCUGCAAUGGAGCUAGUCGCUUCAAUGGGCCUCAAAACGGUAGCCCCGUCGUCCCCUAUGCGAGCUGGAACUCCACUGAGGGCUGGGACCCUGUGACCGGUCUUGGUACACCCAACUUUGAGGCCAUGCGCAAGCUUGCCAAUGCGGAAUAG
Messenger RNA from Penicillium salamii, 1806 nucleotides. Lineage: Eukaryota; Fungi; Ascomycota; Eurotiomycetes; Eurotiales; Aspergillaceae. The record is from the annotation of a GenBank genome assembly.